GUUACAGGACAUUUCAGUUGACCUUCCCUGUUGAGGCGACAAUUGCUCCGCUAGCACGGAUGCUUGUGUAUACCACUUCACCCAGUGGGGAAGUCAUCGCCAGUUCAGCAGAUUUUGAGGUUGAAAGUUGCCUCCCCAAUAAAGUCAGACUGAGUUUCGUACCCAAGAAUGGCCUUCCUGCCUCCAACACACACCUGCAACUCCAUGCCUCACCAAGGUCCCUGUGUGCCCUCCGUGCUGUGGACAAGAGCGUUCUCCUCAUGAAGCCUGAAGAUGAGCUCUCUCCCAGCUCUGUGUAUGAUCUUCUCCCACUGAAGGAAAUACGGGGUUAUAACUUCAAAGACUACUACCUGGAAGAAGACAAUGUAAACCCUUGUGUGUCACUUGACAACAUGUUAUUAAAUGGAUUUGUCUACAUACCCAUUUCUCCUGAUGGCGAAGGUGAUGCCUACGACAUUCUGAAAGAAUUGGGCUUAAAAGUCUUCACUAGCAGCAAGAUCCAUAAGCCUGAAAUCUGCCAGAAUUAUCCAGGACACAUGAUGGAAAGGAGUUACAGUGUCAGCGCAUUGCAUCUGCUCGAAGAUUCAGACUAUGGAAUGAUGGAACAUAUAUCUGCUGACAAUCCUGUGGAGACCGUCCGGAAGUACUUCCCUGAGACAUGGAUCUGGGACUUAGUUUCUGUGAACUCUGAGGGAAAUGCUGAUCUAGAUGUGACCAUCCCUGACACCAUCACCGAGUGGAAAGCCAAUGCAUUCUGCACUUCGGCAGACACGGGCUUUGGCCUGUCUCCAACAGUGUCCCUCAGAGCCUUCCAGCCCUUCUUUGUAGAGCUCACCAUGCCCUACUCCGUAGUGCAUGGUGAGUCCUUCACACUGAAAGCCACCGUUUUCAACUACCUGGCUGCCUGCAUUAGGGUCAGCGUGUCUCUGGCUGAAUCUACUGUUUUCCUGGCUACACCAGCAGAGAAGGAGGAAGAAUCCCACUGCAUCUGCACAAAUGAAAGGAAAACUGUGGCUUGGGCAGUAACACCAAGGUCUCUAGGGCAGGUGGAGUUCUCGGUGAGCACUGAGGCCCUGCAGAACCAGCAGCCCUGUGGGAACGCCAUCGUGGAGACUCCUGAGGAAGGGCGGAAGGACACGGUCAUCAGACAGCUGCUGGUGGAGCCGGAAGGGACUGAGGUGGAAACUACCUACAACUCUGUGCUCUGUGCAUCUGGUGACAUCAUGGGCACUGCCAUGCAGAACCUGCACCAGCUCCUCCAGAUGCCCUUCGGCUGCGGGGAGCAGAACAUGGUCCUGUUUGCACCCAACAUCUAUGUCCUGGACUAUCUGAACAAGACAGGGCAGCUGAGUGAGGAGGUCAAGUCCAAGGCCAUCGGAUACUUAGUGAGCGGGUACCAAAGGCAAUUGAACUACAAACACUGGGAUGGUUCUUAUAGCACCUUUGGGCCCCGUUAUGGGCAAGUUGGCAAUACCUGGCUCACAGCCUUUGUCCUCAAGUCCUUUGCCCAGGCCCGGCCUCACAUCUUUAUAGACGAGAAGCACAUCCAGGAUGCUCUGGUCUGGCUCACUCAAAAGCAGAAGGAGAAUGGCUGUUUCCGCAGUGCUGGGACACUCCUGAACAAUGCCAUGAAGGGUGGAGUGAACGACGAGAUCACACUGACAGCCUACAUCAUUAUUGCACUGCUGGAGAUUCCUCUGCCUGUAACC
Messenger RNA from Mesitornis unicolor (brown roatelo), 1709 nucleotides. Its product is annotated as alpha-2-macroglobulin-like. Lineage: Eukaryota; Metazoa; Chordata; Aves; Mesitornithiformes; Mesitornithidae. Gene Ontology annotation, molecular function: endopeptidase inhibitor activity. The annotation marks the transcript as partial. The transcript is spliced from 13 exons. The record is from RefSeq and is a predicted model, not a curated record.